AUGGCGCCGACCGCGACUACCUCGACCGCCAGCGGCACGCCUACCGCAAUACCGAUCAUCGCCACGCCUACCCCCUCAGACGGCUUCAAUGGCGAAGACUUCAUCAACAACCUCGGCAGCGAUUUGGCGCCUCUCUUAACGCUGUUCGGAGAGCAAGUCACGAAACAAUUCCUCAGCAUGUCGCUUGGCUGGGCCGACCAUAUACUCCUUGCUGUUGGUCCGCUGGGCAUAAUCACUACGGUAGUCUCCGCGAUUCGAGUUUCAAACGUCAGAGUCUUGAAGGCUAUCAUCGGUCGUGCACGAGAGAAACUGGCGACCGCAGAGCUGGAGCUGCUUUCAUCGACUUCAGAUGCCACUUCGGAGCUUUGGACCGAGGAAGGAGUCGUGCGCCAACCAGGCCAUGCUAAGAUUCUGGAGCUGGUCGUCUACCGGAUGAAGCCUGGGCAAAAAGGUCCAUGCCAGAAUGGAAUCGAAAUCGAAAGACCCAGUGAAGUUCGCAUCGGCGACCUUAGUGAUGCCUAUGAUCAGGGGGUUCUCAGACCUGCCACAGAAAGCCGUUCCAACAGACCCAAAGGCGUGUUCGGAGAGGCCGGCCUUGGAUCUGAUGAGCGGUUGGAAGCUCCCACCCAAGGCGAGGAUUCUACUGGCAUACUUGCUAGAAGGAUUGCCGACCAGCCACCAAAUCUCACACUCAACGUGCACGAUGCCCUCCCAAAGAGCAGAGAAUUGUGGAUAUUUGCGGUCUUUGGAAUUGCCCUGCAAUUUGCUGCUGUAGCAGUACCUGCAGUCAUGACAUAUCACUGGAGAAAACCGAAGGGUGCAGAUCUUGUUCAAGACUAUGCAUACCCAACAUUUCUCGUAGGAACUACGCUCAGCGCGGAUCUUAUUACCAUCGAGGACCCCAGGAUCGUACUGCGGCGAAAGAUACAAUCUUUGUCGUCUAACGCUGAUGACGAUCUCUCUCUCUAUGCUCGGAAUCUUCACCGCGCCAUACACAUCACAUGGGUGCACGUAAUGGAGAGCAGCGUCAACGAGUCCGAUCCAUACUACGUACGACUGGCGCUCACGGCGGAAGAUUAUGGGUGGGUGGAUGAGGAAGCAUUGCAUGCUCUACUAGCAAUGUGGAGGUACUCAAAACCUACUCAGCCCGCCGAGAUGUAUGUUACGAAGGUAUACUCUAAGAAUGAUUAUAUCAGAAAGAAGAGCUUUCUCGAAGCCAAAGUCGACGCGAGAGUACUAUGUAUUCUGUUGUUGGCCAAUGGUGACGUGGCAGAGCAGUAUGAGAACUACGACUACGCGAGGAUGAAUGAUAAAUCCCGGCGCACUGGACUAAGUAUCGAAAACAUGCAAGACUUUAGUGAGCCUCUCGGGGCUGUCAAAAACCGCUUGUAUGGUUAUCUAGUCGUUGAGUUGGCGAAGCCAGCAGCUGAUUUCGCUUCCGAGGUGCUUGCUGGUUUCAUGGAUGCGCGGUGGCAGAAGAUGAAUGUGAGAUAUGACUACAAAGGCAGGAAUUGGACCUUCACACCAAUGCUCCGCAAUGCGGUUCGCGUCUCGCAGCGGAAUGCCAUGGCGGCACCAUGCCGUCGCUUCUUGAACACCGAGACGGCACCGAAGCUUUACUCAGCAAAGGCGCACGUAGUCGGCGCACGCACAGGACAUGUAGACGGCGAGAACCUAAAGGUCGACCUAACAAUGGCCAAAGCCCUCGGCGGCCCCGGCGAUGCCGGAAAGACCAACCCCGAAGAGCUCUUUGCAGCAGGUUACGGCGCGUGCUUCCAAUCCGCCAUGAACGCCGUGGCCCCCUCCCUCGGCGUCAAGAUGCCCUCCACACCCGAAGACUCGAUCGUAGAAUCCACCGUUGAACUGGUCGGCAGCAUGAAAGACCUCGACAUGGGACUGCGCGUCCAGCUGCUCGUCAAGGUACGCGGGCUGGCGAAGGAGGAUCUGGAGAAGGUUGUGUACAAGGCGAGGCAGGUUUGCCCGUAUAGUCGGGCGACGAAGGAUAAUGUUUAUACGACUGUGAGGUGUGAGACUAUGUAA
This is a messenger RNA of Alternaria ventricosa, 2040 nucleotides long. RefSeq lists its product as uncharacterized. Lineage: Eukaryota; Fungi; Ascomycota; Dothideomycetes; Pleosporales; Pleosporaceae. The transcript has 7 exons. The coding region runs from base 1 to 2040 and encodes 679 amino acids. The record is from RefSeq and is a predicted model, not a curated record. Gene Ontology annotation, biological process: response to oxidative stress.